This is a messenger RNA of Guillardia theta CCMP2712, 1337 nucleotides long. RefSeq lists its product as hypothetical. The transcript has 23 exons. Gene Ontology annotation, cellular component: VCP-NPL4-UFD1 AAA ATPase complex. The record is from RefSeq and is a predicted model, not a curated record. Bases 159 to 1337 code for a protein of 392 amino acids. Gene Ontology annotation, molecular function: polyubiquitin modification-dependent protein binding. Lineage: Eukaryota; Cryptophyceae; Pyrenomonadales; Geminigeraceae.
AGGAAGGAGGAGGGCAAACAUGAACACGAAGGAGAGGGUUGAAAUCCGUUUCAGAACUAGAUGUUUGUCGUUUCUGUAGAGUCCUCAACUCUUUCAUUUCGAUUUUCUCCUCUUACUUCAAGAAUUCGCAGAAACACGACAAGAAAAAUCAAAUCUGUAUGGAUUUGGAUCUGAACAAAGCUGCCUCCCGACUGAAGAAGGAGCAGAAAAGUUUGCAAGAGAAGGAGAAGGAGAGGAAACUCAAAGAAAAAAAAAUCCAAGAGGAAGUGAGGAGAAAGAAUCAAGAACUUGAAGAGCAGGCCAAGCGGCGUAGGGAGGAGAUUCUGAAGAAAGAGGCCGAGCUCGAGGCCGAGAAGCAGAAACAAUAUGAGAAAACAGGGGGGGUUGACUUCGUUGAAACGUACAGAGCUGUAGUUCUGGCACGAGAGGAAUGGAGCCAUAGCGACCGAGUUACCCUCCCUCCCUCUGCCUUGAACGCGUUGCAAUUCAAGGGAGCAAUAGAUGUUGGCGGACCUCUGUUCUUCGAGCUCACAACAAAGGAGGGAGGAAGAACACACUGCGGUGUGCUCGAGUUUGUCGCGGAAGAAGAGACUAUUGGGAUUCCUCCUAAAGUGCAGAUGUGCUUGGGCGCAGUAACUGAAGCCAACGAGACGAUUGAGGGGGGAUUUAGCACUAGGAUUCAAACGAAGUAUGUGAGAUUGCCAAAAGGAGAGUCCGUCAGCUUACAACCUCGGAACAAAUCUUUCUCGGACUACAUGUCAUCUCUUGACAUGAAACAAUCCAAACCCGUUUACGAUUCGUCGCGCGGAAAAUGGGUUUUACCAGGAUUAGAGGGGGUUUUACACACAGCUCUCCAGGGGCUCUCAACCCUGACUGUCGGAGAUGUCGUGAAGGUUGUGCACAACGACAAAGAGUUCGAGCUGCAAGUCCUUCAGUUGCAACCUGAAGAUGCGGUGAUGCUUGUCGAUACCGACAUUCAGGUAGACAUCACGCCUUCCAAAGCUGAGGUAGACGAGAUGGAAGCAGAGGAGGCAAGAAAGCGAAGAGAAGCGGAAGAGAAUGAGAAGAAAGAAAGGAUCAUCGCAGACAGAAAGAAGUCCGCUCAGUCCAGGUUGACACCCGAGCCAGCUGGAAAUGAGGCCGAGGAAGCUUGUCAGAUGAGCUUGAUAGCUGUGAAACUUCCUAACGGCAAAAGAAUUCAACGACGCUUUCUCCGUUCAUCCACUCUCCAGAAUCUCUUCGACUUCAUCGAUGCAGAGAGCGAUUUUGCAUGCCCCAAGUACAAUGUCUGCACAGCGUUUCCUCGAAAGCGAGGACAUGGCAGCACAAACUUUUGA